Uncinocarpus reesii 1704 is the source of this 1620-nucleotide messenger RNA. Its product is annotated as T-complex protein 1, zeta subunit. The record is from RefSeq and is a predicted model, not a curated record. Gene Ontology annotation, molecular function: ATP binding; ATP hydrolysis activity; ATP-dependent protein folding chaperone. Gene Ontology annotation, cellular component: chaperonin-containing T-complex. Lineage: Eukaryota; Fungi; Ascomycota; Eurotiomycetes; Onygenales; Onygenaceae. Gene Ontology annotation, biological process: protein folding. Bases 1 to 1620 code for a protein of 539 amino acids. The transcript has 7 exons.
AUGUCGGCUACGCAACUUCUCAAUCCCAAAGCGGAGUCAAGGCGAAGAGGUGAAGCUCUCAGGGUCAAUAUUAGCGCUGGAGAAGGCCUUCAAGAUGUUUUAAAAUCAAAUUUAGGCCCCUCGGGGACAAUUAAAAUGCUUGUUGAUGGAGCUGGCGGGAUCAAACUUACGAAAGAUGGCAAUGUAUUACUACGAGAAAUGCAAAUUCAAAACCCCACUGCGGUGAUGAUUGCGAGAGCAGCCACUGCGCAAGAUGAUAUCACGGGCGACGGCACGACGUCCGUGGUGCUUUUGGUUGGCGAGCUGUUGAAGCAGGCAGAUCGAUUUAUAUCCGAGGGACUUCACCCGCGUGUAAUAACUGAUGGAUAUGAAAUCGCUAAGACUGAAGCGCUAAAGUUUCUCGAUUCGUUUAAACUCAACCGCGAUAUCGACAGAGAACUUUUGCUCUCCGUUGCACGAACUUCGCUGUCGACGAAACUCAAUAAAUCCUUAGCUGAGCAUUUAACCCCGUCAAUUGUCGACGCUGUGCUUGCUAUCCAUCGUGCCCCCCAAAAGCCAGACUUGCAUAUGAUUGAAAUCAUGAAGAUGCAACAUCGCACGGCGUCUGAUACACAACUCAUUCGGGGAUUGGCGCUAGACCACGGCGCGAGACAUCCAGAUAUGCCGAAACGUGUGGAGAAUGCCUUUAUACUGACUCUCAAUGUCAGUCUCGAAUAUGAGAAAUCAGAAAUUAACUCCGGUUUCUACUAUUCAACCGCCGAACAAAGAGAUAAACUUGUAGAGAGUGAGCGGAGAUUCGUGGAUGCAAAAUUGAAAAAGAUUGUCGAGUUGAAAAAACAAGUUUGUGGGAAUGAUCCCAAGAAAGGUUUCGUCGUUAUUAAUCAGAAGGGUAUUGAUCCAUUGAGCUUGGAUGUGCUUGUCAAGAAUGGUAUCUUUGCUCUGCGACGAGCGAAGCGACGGAACAUGGAGCGAUUACAAUUAAUUUGCGGUGGCACUGCGCAAAACAGCGUUGAAGACCUCACCCCGGAUGUCCUCGGUUGGGCCGGCCUCGUGUACGAACAUCAGCUAGGGGAAGAGAAGUACACAUUUGUGGAGGAAGUCAAGGAUCCUAAGUCUGUCACGCUCUUAAUCAAAGGGCCAAACCAGCACACAAUCGCCCAAAUUACCGAUGCCGUCCGUGAUGGCCUUCGGUCAGUGUAUAACACGAUAGUCGAUAAGUCUGUUGUUCCAGGUGCUGGUGCCUUCCAAGUCGCCUGUGCAGCACACUUAUUGUCGAAAUAUUCAUCGUUCAAAGGCAAAACCAAAUGGGGUAUCUCCGCUUUCUCCGAGGCUCUUUUGGUCAUUCCAAAGACCCUUGCUGCGAACUCUGGUCACGACGUUCAGGAGUCACUCGCUGCCUUGCAGGCCGAACAUGCUGGGGGCAACGCGGCAGGGCUUGAUUUGGCCACAGGGGAACCAAUGGACCCGGUCCAGGAAGGGGUGUUUGACUCGUACAGAGUUCUUCUUAACUGUAUUGCAUCGAGUACUGGCAUUGCUUCGAACCUACUGCUUUGCGAUGAGCUUCUCAAGGCUAGACAGAUGACAAGACAAGGCGGCCCAGGAGGAAUGGACGAGCAAUAG